AAAAAAACGUCCUAAUAUUUUAUUUUCCACUGGGCACUUUCCGGAGUUUGAAAAUGAAACUUUGAAUUACCAUCCUCACUCCAAACUAUAACCCAAACAACUGACAGUUUCUCAAAUUCUAGUGAGCUUGUCUACCCAGACAGCAUUUUGGGGCUCGUUCCCAGUCAGUUCAGCAGAGUGAGCUCGCGUGAACUCGGUUGAAUCGGAAGUGCUGUCCAUGCAGGCGGCUCACCAGGAUUUGAGACACAACCCCGCGGGAGACACAGCAGCAGUCCGGUAACGUUACAUCUCAACUUUCCCCAGUUUGAUGGACCGGAAUCUACAACCUCUAAACUGAUUUUAGCGUGGACCCUCGCUUCCGCACGAACGCGGUAUCUUCUCUACAAACAUUCGGGAAGACCUCCGCGAACUUUUAUCGAGUGGUUUUGUUUGUUUUGAUGCUGAAGAGAUUUCGUCGCCGCUCCAUGGAAACUCUCCGCGAGGUGACACGUGUAUGAGCGCGUGCAGUGUUUCCCAGUCUGGAUGUCUGUGGGAUUGGUGUGGAUGCGCACGACUGUUUAUUAUUUUUGUUGGGAAAAUAUCGCGUCUCAUUUUUGGAGAGGACAUUAGGCUGCUGUUAGCUUUAGCAUAGCAAAGGCCUCGCCUGCUGUCUGGGUUGAGGAUCUGCCGCUGCUGUGUUGGCUGUGGACGUACACACACACAUUCAUUAUUAGGAAACUCAAAAGUGUUUUAAUUACCAAAGGAGUGUAACUUCGAGCAGUAGGACGUGUUUCGGCUUCACCUGGGAGCUGCUGCUGAAAAUGAAGUGAACCUCCUGGUCAGCACAACAGAAUAUGGAUGCAACUGCCUCAUGCAACAUCAAAAACCGAUGCUUCUCCUGAUGCAUCUGAAAAUGACUAUAGGAUAUAGGACGAAUAAAAGCUAAAAACAAAAGCCCAAUGAGCGACACACGGUCCCCAGUCACUGACAGAACCAGUAGCAUUCUCAGCAGAGACCCCCCUCCCGACAAGAGGCCCAAAAGCGAUAAGCUGCCUGGUACCCCUACACACGAGUUUGACCCUACAGACGUGCUGGUGCAGAAGAGUGGAUUUGUAGUGGCUGACAGGAGACCUGAGUCUUUUGGGCUGGUUCAGAGAUGCGUGAUCAUUCAGAAAGAUGAGAACGGCUUUGGGCUGACCGUCAGUGGGGACAACCCUGUUUUUGUGCAGCUCGUCAAACAGGAUGGCGCUGCCAUGCGUGCAGGUGUUCAGACUGGGGACAGGAUCAUUAAGGUGAACGGGACAUUGGUGACGCAAUCAAACCAUGUUGAAGUGGUGAAAUUAAUUAAAUCCGGCUCAUAUGUGGCCCUCACAGUAUUAGGCCGGCCUCCCGGGUUGCCCCAGAUCCCCCUCUCUGAGGUAGACGUGGAUCUCGGGUCACCGGGGGGUUAUGGGGACCCUUUCGUUACAUCUCCCAACUCAUACAAUGCAGCGGAACGCACCUCCUCUCCUCUUGUGUCAUGGGAAGAGAACAGUGCUCCACUCAACCAAAGAAUAGACAACAAGAGGAUGGUGUCUAAGGAGCAACAGGACAUACAGGGACUGAAGGAGGACUACAGCAGAACUCCCACACCCAAACCACUACGGGACAUCCAGGAAGCCAAGAAGCACAUUCCACAUCAGCAGGGCCAUACACAUGAGAGUCUGUGUCUCAGGAACAGUGAAGAUGGCUUUUGGGUGCAUGAGGAUCAAUAUAAGGGAGAUUUCAGCCCAGAGGGUUUAUGGAGUGGAAGAUCAGUGUCAUCUGUCCAGCGCCGGUUCUACCCGGCCUCUCCAGAGAGCCAACGGGACUCCAACUGUUCCAGUCCAAAGAGCAUCCCCAGAGACAGCCUCAAUUUCUGCCCCUCCCCUGAGGUCGAGGACGGUUUUGACCUGGAUUCUCGUUUCUCAUCCACCAUUGGGAGCCCACCCUCCCGCCUGGCUUCAGAGAUCAUUGCUGCUGAAGAUGAUGACUUUGACAUUGAGCAGGAGCAGGUGAACGACCAGUGCAACUGCUUCCAGAGUAUUGAGCUGCUCAAGUCUCGCCCUGCUCAUCUUGCUGUCUUUCUGCACCAUGUAAUCUCUCAGUUUGACCCUGCACCUCUGCUCUGCUACCUGUACACUGACCUCUACAAACAGACCAACUCCAAAGAAACACGGCGGAUAUUCAUGGACUUCUUGACGUUCUUCAUAGACCGGGGGGCAGUAAGUGGAGCUUUUCACACCUCAUCUCUUCUCGCUCAAACCCAGCGGCGGAGACCAGAGCUGAUUCCAGAGGAAUUACACAGGCAAUAUAUACAGACAAUGCAGGAAACUCUCCUUCCAGAUGUACAGAGAAACUUGGAGGACUUCAGGCAGAAGCGCAGUAUGGGCUUGACCCUGGCUGAUGUAGAGCUGUCUCGUCUGGACUCUCAACAGCUGGCUGUAGAGAGAGAGAGAUCAUGUGCUGAAAACAUCCUAUCCAAGAUAGAUGACGUUCUGUUGACUUCACAAACCGCAGAAGAGGAGAAAUUCAACGCCAUACAGUAUGUGAUCUUUAUGUAUAUGAAGCAUCUGGGAGUUCGGGUGAAAGAGCAACGAAACCUGGAGUCCAAACGAGUUCGAAUUAAUUUUCUUCCCUCCAAACUAAGGAAAAGCAAAACGGAGAAGGAAGGGGAGGAGAAGCUGAAAAAGCCUCGCUUUCCCAUCCGGGUGCCCCCGCGGUGGCCCAGUCGCAUCGAUUCAGUACCGUCUGGGAGGGCCGGGGACAACAAGCAUCGGCCUCAGAAGCAGAUGUCUCAGCCAGCUUUGGGCGGGUCAGAGCUGAUAGAGGGUGGACGUCUGCGGGGCAGUCAGUCGAGUGAGGGCUCAGACCUCCUACAGAGCCCGAGUUUUAUCACCUCUCCCACCUUCAGUGCCCCUUACAGUUCACCGUCAGACCCCUCUGGCAGGGACCCGGAGUUUAAUAUGAGCUCGUCUGCGGUGGUUCCCCGGCUCAGUGAUGGGCUGCAGUCUGGAGAUGUGCUGGACAGCAUCUACCCACCCUGUGAAGACAUCCCAUACAACAUGGACCAGCUAGAUGAAGAUGGAUACAGACUCCUUGAUGUGGGCACACCUAAACUGAGUAGAAGGUUUGAAGAGUUGCAGAGUGAGGAUGAUCAGGGGAGUGAUGUUUACUCUGAUGUUGAUCCUCCAAACUGGCAGCAGGUGGUCGGGCGUGAUGUUUUAGCAGGCCUGACGCCCCAUGAGAUCAAGAGACAAGAAGUCAUUAAUGAGCUAUUCUACACGGAGCGAGCCCACUUACGCGUGCUGAAGGUCCUAGACAGUGUCUUCUACCAGAAACUCACCCGAGACAACAUACUGCCCCCUGCUGACAUCAAGAACAUAUUCACCAACCUGGAGGAAAUCAUCCAGUUACACAUGAGGAUAGCAGAUCAAAUGACAGCGAUACGCAAGAAGAAUGAGUCAUCGGUCAUCGAUCACAUAGGAGAUGAGUUGCUGUCUUGGUUCAGUGGUGGAGAGGAGGAGAAGAUCAAGCAAGCAGUGGGCACUUUCUGCAGUAACCAACCCUUCGCCCUGGAGCUCAUCAAAUCCCGGCAGAAGAAGGACCAGCGUUUCACCUCCUUCAUACAGGAGGCUGAAAGCAAUCGACUGUGUCGACGAUUACAGCUAAAGGACAUCAUCCCUGCAGAGAUGCAGAGGUUCACAAAGUACCCCUUACUGAUGGACAACAUUGUCAAGUACACAGAUGAGUCAGAGGAGAAAGACAAAGUGAGACGAGCAGCCGAAUGCUGUCGACACAUUCUCAGCCACGUCAACCAGUCAGUGAAGGAGUCGGAGAAUAAACAGAGACUGGAGGACUACCAGAGACGGCUGGACCUCUCUUCCCUCAAGCAGAGCGAGAACCCCAUGAUCUCGGAGUUCAAGAACCUGGAUCUCACUAAAAGGAAGAUGGUCCAUGAGGGUCCUCUGUCCUGGAAGAUUAACAAAGACAAAACUAUUGAGCUGUAUACUUUACUCCUGGAAGACAUCCUGGUGUUGAUGCAGAAGCAGGAUGAGCGUUUAAUUCUCAGGUGUCACAGCAAGAACCUCGCAGGAACGGCUGACACAAAACACAUAUUCAGUCCCAUCAUCAAACUCAGCACUGUGCUGGUGCGCUCGGUGGCGACAGAUAACAGAUCAUUCUUUGUGAUCUCCAUGUCCAAAAACGGAGCUCAGAUUUAUGAGCUGAUGGCCCAAACAGUGUCCGAGCAGAGAAUGUGGCAACGGCAGAUUGCUCAAAGGGCAGAUGUUAUGAACGCCAAACCCCACAGCGUCAUUCCUUUGCCUCAGCACGAUGGUGACAGAGACAGUGUCGAGUUAAGCAAGCUCAACAAAGGCUCUGAACGGAUCUCCACAGGAAGCAUCCAGUCCGCAGAGAAAGACAGUGAAUUUUCGCCCACGGCAGCCCUGCGGGAUUGUGUCCCUGACGCCAGCCCUGGGGAAGAGGACCAGGUCCCGAGAGCUGGCAGGGAUGGCUCGUAUCUGGACUCUGAGCUCUUGAACGGCAGGGACGCAGACUCUCUGUCCUGCUCGUCUAAAGCAGAUGAGGCCCUUAAAACCUUGGCGGCGCUGAAGCAGGUGCUGGUGACUCAGCUGAUGGCUCAGGAUGAGGGCGAGCGAUUGGGCAGAUCGGCCGGCAGUCGUCUCCUCAGGACCACCUCUCUACGCACACCGGUGGAGCACAGCUCCACUCGCACCCCAAGUCGAGCUCAGGACUACAUCUCUGGAGAUACGGGCUUCUACGAGUGCACAGAGGACUACGCAGCUUACCUGGUUCUGGAGGGGUACGGUGGGCCAGGCGAGAGCAGUACAGAUGACGAUAUUCAGGUCCGGAGAAAGGAGUCGAGUUUGGCCCACAGCUGUGCUGCUGACUCGGGCAUCAGCCUCAAGUUCUCCUCACCGUCCUCUGGCAGCACGUCUCGCCUCAGCAGACAGGUCCUCUCACAUCUACGCUGCCUGCAGGCCAACCUCAACCACCUCAAGGAGAUGGAAACCAAGUAUUAUAAUCUACUUCGCCAAAGGCCUGUUGGGUCAACAGCAGAUACGGACGAGAGCAGAGAUAAGAAAUAGAGUGGCAGAAGUUCUGGCUCCUGUGAUGAUGGGGGCAUCGCUUCUAUCCAUAACAUGUCUUCCUCACUGCUGAACACCUCCAUCCAAAAAUGAGGGGAAUAUUCUAACAAGGCCUCUCGCUUCUGCCAGAACUCGUCAAUUAGGGAAGACGGACUGUCUCCUCUCAGCCUUACCUGUCCCGAGUACAUGUCCUCAUUCCAGCAAACGUGGGCAGCCCAGUCUCUUCUCCUUCCCCAGCAGCCCUCGCUAGAGAAAGGAGAACUAUACCAAAAUGUACAAAGCUGUUUAGAAAAUAUAUAAGCUGAGAAAUGAUUUUUUUUAACUAAUAAUGUAUUAAGUUGUUUUCUUUUUUAAAUCCCAAGAUGUAUUUAUUUUUCUUUUUAGUGUUUUCCAUGUUUCUGGCAUGCUUUUGGCUGUUGAAACUCUUAAGCUGUCUGUCGCUGUAGGCUUCAGUGUGACUGAACAGGGCGAGCGCUCCAGAAUUCACUCUUUUCUCCCUCAAUUCUUAUGCAUGGAAGCCCAAGUCUGUGCAGUACAUAAAGAGAAGUUUUUGCUCAAGGCCUCCUUCAGUUACUCCAGCCAUCUGACAUUCCUCCCAGAGACCUGGACUGAUUCAUGUGCCCGCUAGACCCUCCUGCUGAGAUGAAGAGUGGAUGGAGCUCAGGCUCUCUUGGUCUGCAGCUACAUUUUGAUGACUGCAAAAAGAGAAGAUUUGCCAUCAAGAUUGAAGGUGAUGCAAAACCUGGAAAUAAAGAUGCAAUGACAAAA
Messenger RNA from Sinocyclocheilus anshuiensis, 5876 nucleotides. RefSeq names its product rho guanine nucleotide exchange factor 12-like. NCBI's taxonomy places the organism in Eukaryota, Metazoa, Chordata, Actinopteri, Cypriniformes, Cyprinidae. Gene Ontology annotation, cellular component: cytoplasm. The record is from RefSeq and is a predicted model, not a curated record. The transcript is spliced from 40 exons. Bases 939 to 5108 code for a protein of 1389 amino acids. Gene Ontology annotation, molecular function: guanyl-nucleotide exchange factor activity; G protein-coupled receptor binding. Gene Ontology annotation, biological process: Rho protein signal transduction; G protein-coupled receptor signaling pathway.